UUUAUCUUGUUCAUAUCUGAACGAAAAUAUCAAUGCGUUUUUUUGUAAAAUAGAUGUUAUAUUUUAUAGAUUAUAUUUCAAUAUGAUUUUUUUGCAUUGUACACUAUUGAAAAUUCUUUAAAGAAAUGACUAAUGAAAGCAAACUUAGUCAAUCACAUUUGGAUCAUAUAAUUCAAGACAUAGAAUCAACUGAUGGUCCACUAGGCCCUACAUUUAGGAAUCUCUUUGAUCAUGAGGCACAAAAAGAAUUUCUAGAAUCAUUGCAGGCGAGGAUAAAAUCUCUUGAUAAGGACAUUGAACGAUUAUGCAGCCACUACUAUCAGGGUUUCACAGAAUCAAUUCACGAAUUACCUCAUAUAAGGAAUGAUAUGACCAAAUUAAAAAAUGAUAUAAUACAAACGAACACGGAUGUACAACUCCCUGGUAAAGUUUUGAUUAAAAGGUUAGAGGACUCUGCCAAAUAUGAAAGAAUCUCUACUAACAUUGAGGCAUCUGUGAAUCAAGCAAAAAUUUGUGUCCCAGUAUUAACGACUUAUAUCAAACUUCAGCAACAACUCAAGGAUAAACGUUAUUAUGCCGCUCUCAAAACCUUGGAAAUAUUGGAAAACAAUCAAUUUCCUAAGAUAUACAAUUUCGAAUUAGCCAAAGCGCUUAAAAUCUCGGUAGCAGAGGUGAGGAACAACAUCAAGAAGGCGUCGGAGGGGGAAUUAAAAGAUUUUUUAGAAAUUAUUAGGCAAAAGUCGGCAAUUUUGGGUAGGGAAGCCAUGAAAAAUCAGGAUUUUAAAUCCCGGUACUCCAGUCUCCAAUCCGUCCUUAAGAGGCUGAAAUUAAUACAUACUUCCGGUGAUAAAACGACUCCAUCUAAUCAAUAUCUCACACAACCUCCACCUCCGACUUCCUUAUUACGCGAUGCCAACAAUUCUUCUCGACUAAGCAGGGGUUCACCUUUUGAUUCAGAAAUGAGUCCUGGCCAAAAUUUUGAAAGCGACAAUAUAGGGGAAAAUUUUGAAAUCACGCGGAACUUAUCGGGAGAGGAAAAUCCUAGCAUUUUAUAUCAGGGGAUAGAUCCUUCAAAAUUCGUCGAUUUUUCGCUCUUAUAUCGCUGUUUACAUAUCAAUACCAUCUUAGGCAAUAAAGAUAAUUUCAUCGAUUAUUACAGGAAGCAAAGACAAAAACAGAUCAAACUCAUACUGCAGCCUCCCCAAAAUCAAAUGAACGAAUCGUUGAGUUCUUAUCAAACUUACUUACGUGAAGUUGCAGGCUUUUUCAUAAUGGAAGAUUACAUUAUGGUGACUACCCGUAAAUCUGGCUUGAUUAAUAAGCCUUAUCUAGAUGAAUUGUGGGAUACAACGUCGACUAAAUCCAUAGCUCUCUUGAAGACCAAAUCGGCUUAUUGCACCGAUUCCCUUUUAAUCCUGGAUCUCAAGAAUUUAAUUGUCCUGUUUUGCUUAACCUUAAAAGAAUACGGGUUUUUCGUUAACAAGGUAUAUGAAUUGCUCAUUGAGAUCAGAGAACAAUAUCAAGAGAUUUUAAGAAUGCAAAUGGUGCAAUUAUUUCACAAGGCCUUGGCUCUGGAUUUCUAUCGGCCUAUAGAUUGUCAAAAUGAAGAAAGUUUGCAGAGCUAUUUGAAAAAGGACGAAAAACUAUACGGGAAAUUUUUCGACCAACUUUCCGUCAACCAAAGUUCUUCCGCCAAAAAACUUCAGACUACUAAUUAUCCGUAUUAUUUUCCGUUUUCGGGUAGUCUUCCAGUCAUAUACGACCAUAUCAAGACUUACAUCUUGACUUGUUUAACGUUUAGCAAGGAUUUACCCAAUUUAAGUUUUACGGAAGUCGACGAUUCCUUAAGAAAAUCCGUAUUAAACUUAUUAACCAGAAGUUUAUCCGGUUGCAUAUCCGCUUCUCUGAAAAGAACCGACCUUAAUAUUAAUCAAUUGAUUCAAAUAGCGAUAAAUAUCCAAUACCUUGAAAAAUGUAUGCCUCUCAUGGACGAUUACAUAACUCAGUUUACAAAAUCCACUUCUCAAAGUAUCAAGAUAUCAGGCAUGCACAGCAAAAACAUCAUGAAAGAAAUUAGGGAAGAAGCUGAAUCUAGGAUAAAGCAAGAGAUAUCCAAAAAAAUAGUAUACUCCCUUACUAAUGCUAAAUACGAUUGGAUGGAUAAUAAUGAAAGCACACAGCCCAGCAAUUUUGUCUUACGAAUCGAAGAUGACAUACGCAACUCUGUUUUAUCUUUCCCCAAUACAAACGAAACUAUGUUUAAACUAUGUCUAGACUUUGCUUUCGAAUACCUAGCUCAAAGUUUAUUGGGUUUUCUGAUAGCUGACAGAGUGCGAAUGUUUUCCUUACCUGCCCUUCAAAAUUUUCAACAAAAUUUAGCCUAUCUCAUCGAAAAUUUUAACAAUGUCAUAUCGCAAAACGAACAAUUAAAAUCGCUCAACGUUUUUCGCCAUUUCCGUGAAAUAAAUCAGCUUUUAAACCUGAUUAUAAAAUUGGACUGGGCCAAUUUUAUUACCGAGCAUGGCAAGCAAAAUUCGAAUUAUUCCCUCGUGUCUUCCAAACUCGCUUCUUUAAUGCUCGAAAAGCUCAUGCUGGGUGAAAAACAAAGAGACAAUUUGCUAAGCAAUAUGACUAAAAAAAAUGAUCGCAAAAAAUUGCACGAAAAUUUGCUCAAACAACUCAAACAAAUCAAUAGUGAUACAAACACUGCAUAACGUCCGACUCUUUUAUAUAAUAGCAAUACAUAUUUAUAAACUUUUAUACAGAAAUAAAGGAUGAAUGCUCUCUGAUUACACGGAUUUUUUUUUUAAAAAAGAGACUUUUCCUAUAUCAGUCGAUAAAAAUAUUACGAUUUUAAUCUAGGUCUAAUAUAAUUUGUGAAUUUAUUUAUUAUGUAAGUUUUAUAUAUAAAUUAAAAACAAUAGGCCCUAUUUUACGCAUAGAGCGUUCAACUAUUAUAAAGAAUAAAGGGUGUCCAUAUAUUUUUUCCCCUAUAGGGGGCUAAUAUAAUAGUAAUUAGAUUUUUUGUUAAACUACCUUAUCUAAAUUAUUUUCUUGAGAGGUUUUGCGAGAUAUGAUGCACAGUUGAGAUUUCGAAGUUUAUUAUAAAAAAAAUUGAUAGGUAUUUCAUAAAGUUACUAUAAUGCAAUAAGUACUUAACUUUUAAUUUUAUAUUGAAUUGAUUGUGGUUUUUUAUUUUAUAUGAG
This is a messenger RNA of Gordionus sp. m RMFG-2023, 3206 nucleotides long. Its product is annotated as exocyst complex component 6B-like. Gene Ontology annotation, biological process: exocytosis; intracellular protein transport; Golgi to plasma membrane transport. Lineage: Eukaryota; Metazoa; Nematomorpha; Gordioida; Chordodea; Parachordodidae. Bases 126 to 2714 code for a protein of 862 amino acids. Gene Ontology annotation, cellular component: membrane; exocyst. The transcript is spliced from 23 exons. The record is from RefSeq and is a predicted model, not a curated record.